This is a messenger RNA of Penicillium subrubescens, 1011 nucleotides long. Its product is annotated as putative RTA1 domain protein. NCBI's taxonomy places the organism in Eukaryota, Fungi, Ascomycota, Eurotiomycetes, Eurotiales, Aspergillaceae. The record is from RefSeq and is a predicted model, not a curated record. The coding region runs from base 1 to 1011 and encodes 336 amino acids. The transcript is spliced from 4 exons. Gene Ontology annotation, cellular component: membrane.
AUGCUUGAGCCACGCGCGUAUCAGGAAGGUAGUUUGUGGUUCUAUGCCCCAAAUAAAGGUGCCGCGAUCGCCUUCGCAGUCCUCUUCUUCCUAUCGGGUGCCAUUCAUGCUUAUCAGAACAUAAAAUACAAAUCCUGGAAAGUGACCGGUCUCCUACCAUGGUCGGCGCUCCUCUUUACCGCAGGGUUUAUUAUGCGGACGAUCGGCGCCUUUGGUCAAUGGGGUAAUGUUGGUGUUUUCAUCGCUAGCAACGUACUACUUCUUGUUGGACCGCCCGUCUACGAAGGCGCCAAUUACUUCAUUCUAGGUAGAAUUCUGUACUAUAUUCCAUAUCACUCGCCCAUCCACCCCGGUCGUGUAUUCACCACUUUCGUUGCCGUUGGUAUAGCCAUCGAGGCGAUCACUGCGAAUGGAGCCGUUCGGAUCGCCGGUGCUGAUUCCACGCCCACUUCGGUGAGCACGGGUAAAGCGUUACUGAAAUCUGCUCUCAUCCUGCAGAUUGCCUUGAUGGUUGGCUUCAUGGCUCUGGCUGGAAGGUUCCAUCACAAUUGUUCCAAAGGUCGGGUGCUCAACCACAAGAUCAAACGCACCCUGAUCGUCCUCUAUAUCAGUUCUACCCUUAUCACUAUCCGAACCAUCUACCGCACGGUCGAAUACUUCACUGCUGCCAGCUUGAAUACAUACGAGGAUAUCGAGCACAUCAGUCCCGUCCUGAAGCAGGAAUGGUUCUUCUGGGUAUUUGAAGUGGUGUUUAUGUAUAGCAACACCACCUUGUUGAACGUGUUUCACCCUAUGCAAACACUACCGCGCUCAAACAAGAUCUACUUGGCCAAGGAUGGAGUGACUGAGAUUGAGGGACCUGGAUAUGAUGAUCCUCGCCCAUGGUUUGUUACUCUCGUGGAUCCAUUUGAUGUUUAUGGUUUGAUCGUUCACCACGGCAAGAAGGAGAAGUAUUGGGAGUCGAGUGAGGCGCAGCAAGGAAAUACCACUCAUGCCGUGCAGGAGGCAUGA